Molecule: messenger RNA, 438 nt
Organism: Lodderomyces jiufengensis
Lineage: Eukaryota; Fungi; Ascomycota; Pichiomycetes; Serinales; Debaryomycetaceae
Product: FAA4
Exons: 1
Coding region: 1-438 (145 amino acids)
Biological process (GO): long-chain fatty acid metabolic process; long-chain fatty-acyl-CoA metabolic process
Cellular component (GO): plasma membrane; lipid droplet; endoplasmic reticulum
Molecular function (GO): long-chain fatty acid-CoA ligase activity
Source: RefSeq, a predicted model, not a curated record
AUGCAGAUCAAUCCCAAGUUAAGCCAAUUGGAAUUAUUGUUCCAGUCCCAAAUUUUUUACAACANUACGGAUGAUAAUGCGCGGAUGUCAAAUGUAAUGAUGUUUACAGAUCCAUUGGUUGGGAACAUCUGUGUUUAUGCAGAUCAAUCCCAAGUUAAGCCAAUUGGAAUUAUUGUUCCAGUCCCAAAUUUUUUACAACAAUUGGGUUUUCAGGAAGAUACUGACUACAAUAACAACAAGUUAACACAAAAAGUAGUCGAUUCCUUAAAUCAAACAGGCCGAUCACAAGGCUUAAAAGGAAUCGAGCUCUUACAAAAUGUUGUCCUCGUCCAUGACGAGUGGACACCAGAGAAUAACUUUGUCUCUUCAGCUCAAAAAUUACAGAGAAAGAAGAUUGUUAAAGAGUAUGAAAAACAGAUUGAAAAAGCUUACCAAUAA